Helobdella robusta is the source of this 2682-nucleotide messenger RNA. RefSeq lists its product as hypothetical. The record is from RefSeq and is a predicted model, not a curated record. The transcript is spliced from 12 exons. Lineage: Eukaryota; Metazoa; Annelida; Clitellata; Rhynchobdellida; Glossiphoniidae. Bases 1 to 2544 code for a protein of 847 amino acids. Gene Ontology annotation, molecular function: catalytic activity. Gene Ontology annotation, biological process: carbohydrate metabolic process.
AUGAAGUUUCUAACUAUCUACAUCGUCUGUACGUCCGUACUGGCCGUCAGUGUAGUACAAUCGUUUAAAAUGCCAUCUUUCGACGAAAUCACUGAUUUAUUCUCCUCUCUGUAUUCAUCCGAUAAAAGUUCUGGGUCCAAAUCGUCAAAGAAAUCGUCAAAACAUAAACGUUUAAAGAGGCAAUCUGCCGAAAUUGGUGAUGAGAGUUUAGAACCCUUUGAAGUUAGGAGUUCUGCUCUUCCACUAAUGGCCGACAAAGCCACGAUAAACAAGAGGUACAUGCCGACCUUAGGAAAUGGAUACAUUGGAACGACUGUCUAUAGCGAUAAGAUGUACCUUAACGGGCUGUUCAAUGGGGCUGGAUCCCAAUCCCACAGAGCAGCUAUCCCGGCCCUCCUCAUGUCCAGGAUCAAUCUCUCCAAUCCGGAGAUCGAGAGGAGAGGGACGAGGAAGUACGUUUACAAUGCUCUACAGGGUUACUUCAUGGAAACGAUUAAAAGCGAGUACGCUUACAUAGAGCAUAAAAUCUAUCUACAUCAGAAAUACAUCCGCCUGUAUGUCGUCGAGAUCAACUACAAACUCCAGCCAGUCAAUUUUGGUGGUGGUUUCCUAACGCUGAGCUAUCCGCCUCUUGUCAGCGAAGAUAUAGAUUUCAAGAAACCAGUUCCGUAUAUUGGGAAUUGGCUACUUUCUGGGACGACGAAGACGGCAGAAAAGGGGGCCAGUCCGAGGACAGUCUUCGUGUUCUACCAGCAACCCCUUCCCAUGAUUAGCAUUUCCGGCAGUCAGAAAUCCGCCAACUACACGUUCAUUAUGUCCGUCGACACGAACGAAGCCAACGCCAGGGCCGAAUUCGACAAGGCUCAGCUGGACUUACUAAACGGCGACGACGCCAACUACAAUUUCUUCAUGUCGCACGUCAACGAGUGGCAGAAAACUUGGGAUGGUGGCAGAAUAGAGUUGUCAGGAUCCAACACCAACCAACUCAUCAAGGCAGUCUGGUUCGCGCAGGCCUACAUCCUCAAUUCACUUCCGGCCGAAAAUCCCUACCUCCCGCCUCCAUACAGCGACCUCUUCUACGGAUGCGGUCGAACUUCAAUCGGGAAAGGCGAACUGGGGAAGGAUUAUCAAGGUCACGUGAUGUGGGAUAAUGAGUUUUACAUCCUUCCUGCAAUUCUACCCUUCCAUCCUUACAUGGCAAAACAGAUGUUGAGAUACAGAUCAGCGAUGGGGAAGGCGGCUUCGGAAAGAGCAGCCAGCAAAGGAUUCCGAGGUUACCAUUAUCCGUGGGAGAGCGCCUACACAGGAAAUGACGUCACAUCCGAUCCCUGUCCAGGAAACGACACGGACUGCAAUUGGCGGAAGUUUUACACCACCAGUGGCGUGGCUUUGGCGAUCCGUUACUACAUCUCUAUGACGAGGGAUAGGGAUUUCAUGAUUAAUCCCAUUUACUCGGGGUGUGACAUGUCGAGAGAGGUCACUUGGUUCCUGGCCAGUCAGCUAGUUUUCAACGAGGGAUUGAAGAGAUAUGAACUGCUAGACGCCACCGGCCCUGACGACUACCACCCGCGCGUCAAGAACAACGCCUUCCUCCUCUGCAGCUUCUCCCUGGCCAUCCACUUCGCCCGCUACCUCUCCUGCAUGUGCCAGAGGAACGAGAGGGAGGAGGUGCCCGAUGAAUUCGUCCGGAAGGCCUUCUACCUGAACCUUCCCUACGAUAAGAUCAAAAGAUUGCACUAUCAGUAUGAAGGAUUUGAUCCGGACCGAGACAAGCCGCUGAAAAUGGCAGACGCCAUCCUUCUCAACCAUCCACUGAACUGGAACUACAGUACCGACAUCAUGCGCAAUGAUCUGAACUACUACGAGUUGCUGACCGAACAGAAGACAUCCUCCAUGACGCUCAGCUGGUUCGUCAUUGGCUGGAAGUGGACGGGGGAGGUGCAAAAAAUGGCCACUGCCUUCUUGAAGAGCUACCAGGAUUAUAUUAUACAGCCGUUUAAGAUUUGGACAGAAAACACGGAGCGUUCGGAGGCUGACCAAGCAGUCGGCUCAACUAACUUCCUCCCAGGAAUGGGCGCCUUCCUACAAUCUUUAAUUUACGGGUUUGCUGGGGUGCGAAUAAAACCAGACAGGCUGGAAUUUUGUCGCCCCAUGCCCCCACCGAACCACAAAAAAAUGGUCCUCCGUAAUUUCCACUACCUAAAUAACAAUUUGACCUUCACAAUUGAGAACAACAAAGUGACUUUGGAAGUGCUGGCCGUUGACAAUCGGUUUCCUCUGCUCUUGAGAGUGAAUCGCACCGAUGCCCCGGAAGUGCCCUUGACGGCCAACAGCAAACCAAUAGUGAUAGAGCAGGCCCUAGACGGAUUUUUCAUCUACUCCUUCCAGGAGACCUGUGAACUGCCGCGGGACUACAUAUACAUGCCGUUUGGGUACAUUCCAUGGGCGGACGAGUAUAACAUCAACGGAGUCCCCUCUUUGCAUACAUUCUCUUUUAUCUUUUUAGCAUUCGUAACAAACUUUUAUUUAACAUUUUUUUUGUGAUUUUUUAUGAAUUGCACGUUAACUAACUGUUUGCUCAUUGUGUCAAACGUAUUUUAUUUCACUUUUUUUUUGGUUUUUAACGAAAUAUUUUACUAUUUUGCCUACAAAUAUGCGAUAAUAAUUAUUUAGUUUAAAAAG